Dendronephthya gigantea is the source of this 2949-nucleotide messenger RNA. RefSeq names its product serine/threonine-protein kinase TBK1-like. Gene Ontology annotation, cellular component: cytoplasm. Bases 183 to 2570 code for a protein of 795 amino acids. The transcript is spliced from 26 exons. Lineage: Eukaryota; Metazoa; Cnidaria; Anthozoa; Malacalcyonacea; Nephtheidae. Gene Ontology annotation, biological process: peptidyl-serine phosphorylation. The record is from RefSeq and is a predicted model, not a curated record. Gene Ontology annotation, molecular function: ATP binding; protein serine/threonine kinase activity.
UUUUUUAGAUCGGCCAAAGUAGGUUCGUAACGUACGUUGGCAUUACUUCCGGUCACUAUAUAUCUGAAUUAAGUGUGUACUGCAGCACAACAAAACAAACGCGUAAUUGGAGGUUCAGUUAUUUGGCCACGUAGAAUCAUCGCAUCGAGUUGUCUUAACUAGGUCUGGAUUCAAGACGCGCCAUGGCAGCUGAAUUUAUGAAGUCACGACGAGAAAGUGCAAGUUACUUCUGGUACAUGGAGCAUGAACUUGGCCAUGGGGCAACUGGCAAUGUUUAUAAAUGCCAAGACAAAAAAACAGGGAAGGAAUUUGCAGCAAAGGUGUUUAAUGUACAUGGAAUGAACAGACCAGAAGAUGUGACUGGACGAGAGCUGAAUGUUCUGAGGAAACUUAAAAACUGUACACAUGAAAAUAUCGUGAGAGUUAUUGAAAUCGAAGAAGAGAUGAAUUUCGACACCUAUGUGAUAAUCAUGGAGUAUUGCUCAGGAGGAAGCCUACAUAGUAUGUUGGAUAAACCCGAGAAUGCGUUCGGUUUUGAUGAGAAUGAUUUCAAACAAGUCGCCUUUGAUGUUGUAUCUGGUAUGAAAUAUCUGAAUGACAAUAGCAUGAUUCAUCGUGAUAUAAAGCCUGGGAAUAUCUUGAGAUAUAUCAAAGAUGACUACAGCUCCGUCUACAAGUUGACGGACUUUGGGGCAGCAAGAGAACUUGCACCUGAACAAGAAUUUAUGUCAAUUUAUGGGACAGAAGAAUAUCUGCAUCCUGAUAUGUUUGAACGAGGUGUCCUAAAAUUUUCUUCCAAAGACAAAAAGUUCACAGCAAACGUUGAUUUGUGGAGUCUUGGGGCUACAUUUUAUCAUGUUGCAACUGGUAAACUGCCGUUUAGACCUUACGAGGGUAGAGUGGACCGUCAAAAAAUGUUUGAAAUAACUAGUAAAAAAGGACCGGGAGAUAUUUCUGGUAUCCAGAAAGAAAAAGACGGACCCAUAGAAUGGAGUAACAAACUACCCGAGCAUAGCAGAUUGUCACAAGGGUUAAAAGAACAUUUACUGAAAAUUCUGCCCAGACUUCUUGAGACAGAUCCAAACAAAGGAAUGAAGUUUGAUGAACUGUUCCAAGCCAUGGAAAAGAUAAAGGCAAUGAAGGUGAUUCACGUUUAUAGCGUGCAUUCCGGAACAAUUCAUUUAAUUUAUGCAAAUCCAGAAGACAAUUUUGCUCGUUUCCAAGAGCUGGUUGCAAUUCAAACUGGUGUGAGUGCCCGACAACAAGAUUUAUUUUACAACAACUAUACUUUCAAACCAUGCUCAAUGGCGACUGUUUCGACAUAUCCCAAUACAACGGAACAGAGACCAAUACUGGUUCUUGGUGGGGACAGUAUACCCUCGGAGAAAAUUUCUGCCCAAGUGGAUCUAAAGAAGCCGAGAUUUCACACUUCUACAAACAUAGAGCUUUUGGAAUCUGAUGCCGCAAUAAGCAAGGUGGCGGCUUCAAAUAUACAAUGGUGCUUGCACAAUGUGAAAAACGUUGACGUAUCAACGAACUUGACUUUGGAGGCAGCUCAAAACGUCAUGACAUUGUUAAAACGAAAAGCAAGAAAAUACCUUGACGACGCAAAAGCAAUCGAAAAUCACUGCCAAAGCAUAGUGAUGAAGCACCAAGCUUGUCUCAAUGGAUGUAACUUUCAAGUGGAAGUUAUGCAGACAAUAGGCAAUGAUGAAGAUAUUCCCAAAGAAAUUGUCGCCGAGCUGGAUACCUUGAUUAAAGAGACCGAUAGUUUUAAGAAAAACAUGGAAAAGCUUCAAGGAGAAAUGGUUGCACCGUUGGAAAAGUUACGUACUACGGCACAGACCUUGCUUUCUGAUGGCGAAUUGGCGAAAAAAUGGGAAAAUAUGAACAUUGAUGACAAGCCUGAAAAGUAUGUUGCUAAGAUAAAAAUGUACACAGAGAAAGUAGAAGAGAUCACAGGACGUAUUCAAUGGAGAAAAAAGCAUAGAUAUAAUAUUACCAGGGAACAUUUAGAACAACAUAAGUUUGACAGAUUUCAUUUGGAAGAGUACUUUACGAAGGCCAAAGAUGCAAUGGACGCCUGUCAAAACCGAAGACAAAAGUUACAUGAGAAUUUGCAGAAGUGGUUGGAGGAGGUGUUCACCUGUCGAAGCAAUUUGAAGCAAAUGCGCAAAGAAGUAGAAUCGUUUAUUGACAUGUUUAAUGCUCUGGCAUCAAGUGAAGAGAAGUGGCGUGCCGAUCACAUGACAAGAAUGAAGAGCGUUGUGAGUAAAGCUCGUCACCAGGUUCGCCGCGCAAUCAGUACGCAAAGUUCUACAUCUGACCAACAGUCGUCUUCAGAAGAUGCAAGAAAUGAUGGUGACGUUGUGCAACUUGGUUCAGAUUUUAUUGACGACAUAAAUGACAAGCUACAAGUUCUUACAACUGAAACAAAAGAAGCAAAAUCUCAGUUGAAAAAAGGCUCUGAAACAUUUCAAAAGUUUGUUGAAGAUCUCAUUGAAGGCUUGAGUGAAAAGACUCGAGAAAUGCAAAAUGAGCAACAGAUCGAUCCCACACGAGCUUCGUGAAGAGUGCAUUCAUGCAUCAUGAAAGGCAUUUUAAAUUACCAAAGGAGCCCGCUUUAUGUAUUCUUAUGGAGUGGAAACUUGUAAUUCCAAGAUAAUCAUAUACAAUCUUAGAAAAGCCAAAAAUAAGCUUCUUGUUUUGCGAAAAAUAUUCUUGAUUUCCUAUUUCCUUCAGAUAGUUAUUGGAAAAGGCCAUAUAUUUAUCGUUUGUCCGGGUUUCCAGGCCUCUUUUCGAUGUUUACUUCUCUGCUUCUCUGUUUUAUAUUUGUUCUAUAUUUUAUUUACAUUAGUCUGUUCGUUAUAUCACUGAUUUGAUCAAUAGUAUACCAUAGUUAUUUGUAUUGGAUAUUGUCAUAAAUUAUACAACGAGAUAAAAAUUCAA